AUGUCGAAUCCCAAUAUCGGACUGGAGAACGAUGACGAACAAGAUCCGCCACUCCCAAGACCGAAUACUCCUAAAUCCAGCUCAAGAAAUCCCACCUCUGUAGCUCAAUCGUCCUCGUCCUCUCCCUCACAAUCAACAUCUCCCACACUCGCUUUUGUAAACAGCACGCUUGAGUCGUUUAAACAGCAACUGAAAUCAACUGAAUCAAAACCAAAACAGAAGCGAGUAAGAGCUACGCCUGAGCAAUUAGCUGCUCUACAGGACCAUUUCCAGAAAAACCCAUCGCCUGAUGCGACCGCCAGGGAGAGAUUGGCUGCAAUGCUGGGCAUGCCUGGACGGGUUGUCCAAGUAUGGUUUCAGAAUCGGAGAGCAAAGAUAAAAAAUCAGAUCAAGAGUGUUGGGCGGGCUGGUGUCUUUCUUGAGGAUGGGAGCAGUACCAAUACUGGGAUUACAGGACCGAUCAUGACUGGCGGCACUGGAGGAGGAAACAGUCCACCAUCAUCUGAACGGAACUCGCCUGAAUCGCCUGCCAUCAUACUAUCGCCAUAUCAGCGGGGAUCUAGUACCGGUGCCAAUACGACCGGAAGCAUACGGACUAGCACAAGCAGUGUUUUCACGGAUGUCGGAUAUUCUUCUGGUGUCGCUUCAAUGAAUGUUGCGGCUGGUAAAUUGCAGAUUACUGGUAAUUCUAUUGAUGUUGGACUGGAUUCGGCUGUAGAUAUCAACGAUUUGAAUAGAGACGGGUAUUAUAAUGAUGGGUUUAACUCUGGUGGGGGACCUGGUCGGACAGCUUAUCACUCGGUUACGGGUAUAAGGAAACAGAGAUCGCUGCCUGAAUUGGUGAUUAAUCCGGGUAAUCCGUACUAUCAGCAGCAGUCGUGGGAUUCGUAUGCUCCACCGCCUCCUCUUCCGCCGAUACCUGAACAAUAUAGUAACUCUCGACGCUCUGCACUCAAACUUCAACAACUCGACACUCAGUCACCUAAAAACAGUAUCCAGCAGCAACAACAACAGCUAGCAGGAAUGUAUGGCUCAUCAAACGAUGCCUUUGAUAUCAUGUUUCAGCAGCAGCAGCAACAACAACAGCUACACCAGUCUGUUGUAGUAGGACAACCAAAACCUUUGUAUACCUCAUCACCAUCAUCAAGUCAACUACAACAGCAACCUGGAUCACCCAUGCGAGGUGUGCUAUCAACAUCUCCAACCAGCAGCAGCCCACUACGGAAUGCACCGACCAUGACACUAGACCAUCCCCGAUAUGCUACUGAACCACGAACAGGCCCACCACGUACAAAGUCUCUACCAGCACUCCGAGACACGUACAUGUCAUACGAGUCAUCAGGAAGUCCACGGAGUCUGUUUGACCUGCCACCAGUUCCAGCGAUUCCAAAUCGGUAUUUGCCGAGGGCAGAUACCAAAUUGGAUAUUGAUCCGCAUCCUAGCUUUAGUCUGUUGUCGCAAUCUCAACAGCAACAGCAACAACAGCAGCAGCAGGGGUAUGGUGGUGGUAGUAUACGAAGCAGUGUGGAUUUGAUGAGGUCUGAGAUGGGUGAUUCCGGAGGAAUCCAACUUCGGACGGGUAAACCUAAUGAUAACAGGAUGGGAUUCUUUGGUUCAAAUACCAAUAGUGGUGCAAGUAGCAAUAGUAGUAGCACCAGUAUUAAUAGUAGUAGCAGUGGUCUCCCGAUGCCAACCAAUCCGUUAGCCAUGCCGAACGAACCACGGUAUAACAGUAAUAAUAUCGCCUUGCUGCCAUCACUACCGCCAUUUGUAGUUACGAGACCAAGUGCAAUCCCAUUUCCGUCUCACGGGAGGUACCAUACAGCUCCUGGAAGUAUGACAUCGUAUGGGUUGCAUCCGCCGUCUAGUAGUAUGAUGUAUCCUGAUAAUGCUGGAAUGAGCAGUAGUAACCAGCCAAACAAUAGUAAUAUGGUUGUUGGUAACCCACUACCACCAGUAAACAUGGUAAACAUGGGCAGUGGUGGUGGUGCUGCUGGAGGCGGAAUCACACUCCCUCAUCCAUCAAGCACAACACUCCUGGAUUCAUUAAACCAACGGCUCUUCCAAACACAGCAGUUGCAACAACAGCAGUUUCAGCAGCAGCAGAUCCAACAGCAACAGCAGUCUCAACAGCAAUUGCAGCAGGUGGAUGCUCGACAAGUAGGAGGAAUGCAGCCAGCUGUAAAUGUACGUGAUUUCAUCGGAUUCGGAACGGAUACAUCACAACAACUAUAUCAGCAGCAGCAACAGUUACGGAACGCGCAACAGGGGUUGCAGCGUAUGCCCUUGAAUCCCAUGUAUGCUACCACUGCGCCGCCUGUAUCGCAACAGCAGGACGAGAUGAUGCAUACAUCUCAGCAGCAGAGAAUGUAUAGUAGUAUGUUGGAUUACGCACCAACUGCAAGUGCAACACCGUAUGGGAGUAACAGUGGUAUAGCCAUCCCGCCGAAUAGUAUGCAGCAACAGGAUAAUAUCCUGACGUAUUCGACAAUGCAGCCGGGUGCAGAGUCUGGGUUUGGUGGUGGGAGCGGGAGUGGGACGUACCGGUCAUAG
Molecule: messenger RNA, 2553 nt
Organism: Synchytrium microbalum
Lineage: Eukaryota; Fungi; Chytridiomycota; Chytridiomycetes; Synchytriales; Synchytriaceae
Exons: 2
Coding region: 1-2553 (850 amino acids)
Biological process (GO): cell differentiation; animal organ morphogenesis; embryo development
Cellular component (GO): nucleus
Molecular function (GO): RNA polymerase II transcription regulatory region sequence-specific DNA binding; DNA-binding transcription factor activity, RNA polymerase II-specific
Source: RefSeq, a predicted model, not a curated record